Meleagris gallopavo (turkey) is the source of this 6188-nucleotide messenger RNA. It is a transcript of the gene C8H10orf71, whose product is annotated as chromosome 8 C10orf71 homolog. NCBI's taxonomy places the organism in Eukaryota, Metazoa, Chordata, Aves, Galliformes, Phasianidae. The record is from RefSeq and is a predicted model, not a curated record. Gene Ontology annotation, cellular component: Z disc. Gene Ontology annotation, biological process: positive regulation of calcineurin-NFAT signaling cascade.
UUUGGCUUCCCCUUGCCUGAUAACUAUUUAAAUACAUUUUACUAACUUUGGAUUCCUUGCUCACUUCACCUGGCCUGGCAGGUCUGUGAGGACUCAAGGGUUAGCUUCUCCACUUUUCUUUUUUGAUUGUUUAUUUUUCAGUGACUGUUUCUGUUAAGAUAACCAUGUUCAGAGGAGAGUCUGAAACACAUAAAUAAUGGGAAGUGCUAAUAGUAAGCAGACUGCUGCAAAAUGUGCUGGGGCUUUGACUUAAGGGAAGAAAGUGCAGCACUGUACUGUCCCUGAUCAGGAAGCUGGAGCAUUAAAGAAUUCACUUAAGAUCAAAAAUGCUGGAGAUUGGAAACAUCCCAAUAAACUACUUCUGUCGAAGCUACAUCAUUGGAUUAUUUUUACCUCCUCACUAAAGAUGUUCGGAGAUGAAGCCAAAUACAAGCAUGAGAGGAAGUUCUAGAGAUGAGAAGCAAAAUUGGCGAAGAAGAAAGAUUCCUUCACCUGUUCCAUAAGAUGAAUCAGUAUGCUGCAGCACUGACUGGAGGAAUUGCUUUAUAUUUAUAAAUUGCAAACGACUGGAACUCUGCAACACAGUCAUCUGCCCAUUUGACGCCUGGUUUUAAUCCUUUGGAUAGUUCAUUCAUGACUCCCAUGAACAAUGCAGGGAAAUAAGAAACAUACAGAAGGACAGAGCGACUCCUCAAGUAUUGGGAGUCUCCUGGAUGACACAGACCGAGAGGUGAGCAGCCUCACAGAUCGGGCUUUCAAAAGUCUGUGUGUGGCAGAACUUGAAGACUCUUAUAAUGAACCAGAUCUUGCCAUUUCACCUGACUUCACUCGCCAGUUCUCUGCUAAAUUUCAUCCAGGGGCAUUAAACCAUGCCAUCAAAUUAACAGCAAGCUGUAACAAGCUAGCAGCAAGAAACAAUGAAAAUGCAAUAUGGGCUUCAACAUUCCAGCAGUUACCAAAGUGUGCUCCAGAAGAGAAAAAGAGUGCCAAGAAUAACACCCUUGGUACAGAAAGGAAAAAGCUGAAUUUGCCAGUCCCUGGUCCAAGGAACAAUAAACAUGUUUCAAAAGUUUCUUCACUGAUUAAGACGUUCGAUAAGACUGCAAAUCAAGGGUCAGGAGAUUCCCUGAUAGCCAGCAAGCAGCCCAUUAAAAAUAGCUUUCAAAGAUGUAAAUUAAAUCAUGGAAAUGAUAUGGCAUGCUGGGAUAACACAGCCAUUUUAAACAUCCACAAGGAACUGUCUGGAUUUUCUGAGGAUAGUCAAGAUAGCCACCAUGUCAGUGGCAAACAUGAGCCACAGAAAAGACCUAAUAAAAUAGAUAUGAGUUACUGGGGUUCUGAUGGUUGUUAUCCUGUGUUGAUUGAGAUGUCAAAAGUAGCCAAGUCAAAUUUUUCCCGUUCAUCUAAAAAUGCUUUCAAAAACAAAAAUUUGAAAGUUAAUGAGCCAGCAAAAAAAGGCAAUUUUCUUCACAGUGAGAAUAGUGCUUUUGAAUCAUGGAAUGUCCAUCAUAGAAAAUUGUCUGAAAAAGAGGAAUUUGUUGAUCCAGUAACAGAAAAGGAAAGUCUUACAUACCGCGAAGAAACGCCAGUUAUUGAAGGAUCUCAUGCAAGUGAACUUAAAUUGCCACCCGUCAAGGCCACUGUUGCUAAGAAUCAGAAGAAAGAUUUUCAGAUGGAGCCAACUCCACCAGAAACUGCUUUUAGUAUCCCCCUCCCAGCUGUAUUUGUACCUCGGGGUCCCCUCCCUUCUGGAACUGAUUUUCCUGCUGCUCUUCCUCCUGUACCUCCACCUAGGAUCCACGUGCACCAGAAUCCUCCUCAGCCACCUCCAGUCCCUCAGCCACUUCCACUCCCAGCUCCCCCACAUCCCCCAACACCGCCCAUCCAUGAAGCCCCUCCUAUACCACCCCUGCCACUUCCAGAUCAACUUUCCCCUCCUGCCAUGUCCCAGACCUCCAUCUCACCCCAGUCCAUGUCCCACAGGAUGGUUUCUCCCUCAUCUCUGUCCCAGGCACCUGUUCCACUUCCACGAGGGCUCCCAGCCACCUUAACCAAACAGGAAGCCACCAGUCUACCCUGGAGGAGGCUGAGGGCUACAAAAGGAGCAUCAGAGAGGAGACAAACUUCAGAGGAGUUCUCAACCAGCAAUGAAACAUGUUUAUUGUCUGAAAAAGCAUCUGGAGCCAAACCUGAUCAGGAUGUGACUCCUCUGAUUAAACAGGCAAACUCUCCUGGAUCGGUCAGUCCCAUUUUUAACAUCACUAAACUCUUAACACCCAUUAUACCACCAAAACAGGAGAUUGAUCCCAUGGAAAGUGAAAUGAUCCCGCUCACGCCUCCUCCCACUGAGAGCAUGUCAGAGAGAGAUGAUGAAGGGAGUGUGUUUAGUGAUUACAGGUCUCGGGACAGUUACAAAUCAAAAGCAUCAAGUCUAUUGUUCAACUUGAAAGAUGUGCGUAAACGUGUUAAGACUAUUUACACCCCUUCUCCUCUAUUAAGAGUCUUGGAAAAUAGAAAUAGGGCUAGGGAAAGUAUACAGGAGAAUUUGCAAGAGAAAAAUAGCAUGAAGAUGGCAGAGAAAGAUGAAUUGAGUGAUAUAACUUCAGCGUUGUCUGAGAGUAUUCAUGAAAAGGACAAUAAAACUGAUUUAGCUGGACACUUCACAGACGAUUACCUGACUUUGAGUUCACCCCAGACAACAGCAGACUUUUUAUUUCACCAGACUGUAGACAAUUUGCAGCAAGAUCAUUCAACACAUGAAGAUCUGAUUAAAAAUACAAGGGGUAAUGAGGACUACCCCUUGUUAGGGCAUCAGUGUGAAGAGCCCAAUUUAAGAAAAAGUUUGCCUUAUCCGGCAAUGAAACUAUACAGUAGAGACGAUACAGAUACAACACUUGGGCAGCCCUUGCAAAAUUCCAGUUUCCAAGCUGAGGAAAAGGAGAGAGAGGCUGGUAAACCGAAUGAAAAUGUUGCUUUCAAAACACUCCCAAGCCAACUCUCACCAGCAGAGGAUGUACCUUACAGCGACAUCCAAACCAACAUGGCAGUCACUGACCAUGAAGCACAAGGCAAAAGAAGCCCUAGUUCUUCUGAACAGUCUUUCAUCUCCACAGUAGAGCAACCAUUUCAGGAGGAGCAACUUUCACCAGAACUCCUGGUGGAGAAGGAAAGCCUUCAAGAAAGCCAGAGGACUAAAGCUGAAAUGAGUGCAGAAAGUAAGAAAAGUCACGAGGAGAGAAGGAAUGCAGUUGGGGAAGACAAACUGCAGUAUUAUGCUUGUGUCAGCUCUGGUACUGGUGCAUCAGAGAGGAAGGAGGGUACAGUUACUGAGAAUGAACAGAGGAGCAUGAUAAAAGAAAAACUAAGACAAGAGAAAAAGGAAGAAGCCAAUGGCAUGGAUUCUGCUUCUGACAGCAUAAAAGACUCAUCCACUCCAAGGUCUGAGGAGCCACAAACUCGACCAUCUUCAAGUUCAGCCAAACCCUGUCUGUUUAUGAUCAAAGAUAACAAAUUCAGGUCACCUCAGGUAAUAAGAGCUGUCAAGAUGCCUCUGUUUAGAUCCUUUUCCCUAGAUGAUACAGUGAGCAGCAGUUAUAAAGAAAUGGAAGGUAGAUUUGCACUCCCAGUUGCACACAGCAAGCAACCCCAGGACAUGCUGCAUGCCGCGGAGCAAGGCUGGUUGGCAUCGAUGCGCAUAGGGCAACAGGAUGUGAGGGAAGGAGCAACCGACAGAGGGAGAGAUGCCAGUGAGACUGGAUCUACUUCAGCAACACUGGACCCCAAUCUUCUGGAAGAUACAGAGAGCUUUUUGUUAGGGAAGCUGAUGGAAGAAGAUGAAGAGACUUGUACUUUGUUAAAUGAAGUUGGGAAAAUGAAUGAGGAAAGUAUCUGCAGAGAUAAAAAGAAGCCCCAGAUUAGAAAGGCAAGACACAGCUUAACACAGCCAAAUUUAGGUCUAGAAAAUGACCAAGCACAAAACAGCCCCAGCUAUCCAACAGAAAGAAAGGUAAAUUACUUUAAGAACCAUCGUUUGUUUAAUCGCAGAGGUGGUUCUUGUGCAAAAAAAAUAAUAACUACAGAGACAAUUUCCCCUGUGGCUGAAUCCAUACCAGAGGACCAUACAUAUCUUUCUGUAUCCCAUGAAGAGGAGAUGCUAGACAUGGAAGAUACACAAGUUUUGUUAGACAGCCUUGAAUGCUCUGCUGUUACAAGCCCCAGAUCAGGAAGCACAAUGCACUCUCUUGUUGUCAGUUUACCAUCAGAGAAACCAACAAUUUCUAGCCUUGGAGAGACAGAAGGUGCUAUAAACCCUGCCUUACUGAACAUGGCAUUGAAGAGUCAAGCUGAUACAUCUGCAGAAGAAAUACUCAAUUCAACACAGAGGCAUCCUCUACUUGAUCCUGCAGGGGAAGCUGAGAGACUGGGACUCGGGGAGAGAGGAGCGAGCAAGCCUCCUGCUGUGCCACCAAAAACAGAAAAGGCUCUGCGGCGGGCCAAAAAGCUGGCAAGCAGGAGGAAGAAAAUAGAAGAGCAGCAGAAAAAGCAUCAGGCAGAGCAUACAGACAUUGCAGGGAGAAAAGUUUCUCGUUCUGGGCACACACUAGCAUCUCCCUCACCACUGGGGUAUUCUAUCCAUCCUGCUCCUCAUUCAACUUUUACUUCUCCAGAAACCAGUAUAAGAAGACUUAGUGGUGCAUCUGCAGUAAGCCCUUCACCUUCUUUGACCCAGCGUAAACUUCUCCAAGACCCUGAUUCUGGCCAAUACUAUGUAGUUGAUUUACCAGCUGAAGUUAAUGUAAAGACUUUUUAUGACCCAGAAACUGGCAAGUAUGUUCAAGUCUCAGUCCCUUACUCCGAAGAAAAUGCAUACCAGCCCUCAUCUUCAGAAAUCAGGAAUUCUCCUUAUGCCUCCUACCCUAGAGCACUGCCUUUACCAGCUUCAUCUGUGGCAGUGCUGAGAUCACCUUCUCAGCUCUCUGAAUCUACCUGGUUAAUGUCAGCCAAACAAGGAGAACCGGCAGAACUACCAAAAGAUGGUCAACAGGACUACAGAUACGCUGGAGCUGUGGAUAACCAGCCCUGUACUGAACCAGCCUCUCACUCCUGCAGCCAAGAUACGGAAGAAACUCACAUUUGCUUAGGAAAGGACAUGAGCUCAACCCCAAAUACAGCCCUGGUGUCUCUCACUAAUUUAGAUAAUUUUUCUGCUGAAGGAGUAUCUUGAAAAAUGAAGCAACAAAACAUGCCAGCUGGUGUUAAGAUCCAUUUGGACAGUCACAUGCACACACGAGCACACACAGAUUUUAUGUUUGUACAACACUAUGUCUGAAUCUCAUUAUGGUUUGGGUGGGAAGGAAAAUGAAGGAUGAUCAUGUUGAAAGAUAAGAGGAGACGGUCUCUCUGAAGAAGUGUAAAAUUGAGUGAGCCCCAAAUCACCAAUGAGAUAAAAGGGCAAUGUCAGCUAAACAAAUAAACACAAUGGUAUGAAGCCACUGCUUGUUGCUACUGCUGCUUUGCCAUUAGGGUGGCCUGGGAUUGCCAAAGCAAGCGUUCUUUUGCCCAGAUGUGUUGCAUGAUAUAUGGCAGAAAGUCAAGCCUAUGAGACCAUCCUGUCCAUCCUGAGAACUAAGAGAGAUGCUGCAUCUCUUGAACUUUCCUCACUCAGUGCCUUUGAACUGUACUGGCAGGCAGAAUGCUACAAACAUGCCACAAACCUGAGAUUCAUUUUUUGCUCACAUUGAUUAACCAGAUGUUAUUAAUAAAGAUGCACAGUACAACAGCCAUACCAAAGAAAAAUUUAAACAACCAGAAUACAGUUGCAGCUGCUCUUGACUUCUUAUAUACUCUUGUAGUGUCCACUAACAUGCUGCUGAAUUCCUUACAUUUGUUGAUAAUUUCCAAUUAUGCUCCUCUAGCAUCAGGGGUUAUUUAUAAUGCAACUUUAAACUUCUACUUCUCUUGAUAGUUGGCCCAAAAUAUUUUGGUAAGGAGCAAGGUUGAAUAAAAUCCCAUAACACAAAGUAUUUAACUUUUGUUAUAAUGAAAAGAUCUCUGCUUGAUAUAAUUGAAACGCUUUUCUUUUUGGUUUGGUGUUAGGCUCCCACUGAAAUACAGUGCUAACUUUUAAAAUCUGAAAAAUGUUGUUCUUAAUUUUGUUUUCAUGCAUUCUGCGAUUAAAAAAAAAAAAA